CCGAGCGGGGCAGCGGGGCCUCCCGCGCUGAGCCCGCAGGGGUCCCGAGCAGGAUGGGCGCGCCGGCCUCCAGGCCGCUGGACAAGCAGCAGCAGCAGCGUGUGAGGGACCGCAUGGACGCGCUGCUGCGGACCUUCCUGCCCCGCUACCGCGCCCAGCUGGCGGCUGCCGUCCUGAGGCGACUCUCCGGGGAGCGGGGCCCGCGGGAGCCGGCGGGGCCGCAGCUGCUCCGCAGCGAGAAGCUGCCCCGGGUCCGCGAGCACCGAGGGGCCCUGGCGUGGCUGCAGGGCCGCCCGCCGCGGUGGCAGCCCGUGUUCUGCGUCCUGCGCGGGGACGGCCGCCUGGAGUGGUUCGGCCACCAGGAGGAAUUCGAGAACGGGGUUCGCCCGCUGGGCUCCGUCGCCCUGACGGGGUUCACGCUGGGGACCUCACGGCGGGACGUCCAGCUCGGCCGGCAGCUUGCAGACCGCGGCCAGGAGAGGCGGGCAGCCCCGCCGGAGGUCCCAGCGCGCUUCCCCUUGUGUCUGCGACACCCUUUCCGCCAGCCCCUCUGCUUCUCGGGCCCCAGUGCGGAGCUUCAGCGUGCCUGGAGGCUGGCCCUGCAGAGCGCCAUCCGGCUGCGGGACACCGUCCUGCAGCGCAGCCAGGACCCCGCGGCCCGCGCCUUCCUGGACGCUGUCCGACACUACCGACAGCACCAGGGCCACUUCGGCGAGGACGACGCGACGCUGGGCUCGGACGCCGAGGUGCUGACCGCGGUGCUGAUGCGGGAGCUGCUGCCGGACCUGCGGGCGCGGACAGGGCCGGGCCUGCGGGGCGCCGCCUGGGCCGAGCUGCUGGACACGGUUUACGCCUUGGUUCUGGCCGAAGCCUCCGCGGGGCUCUGCGCCUUCCAGCCAGAGAAGACCGAGCUGCUGGCGACGCUGGAGAGGACGGUGCGCGUCGACCUGGACCAGACGCUGCAGCUGCGCGCGCUCGCCGCGGAGAGAAUUCGGGCGGACGUCCAGGGUGCGUUGGAGUCGCGUCUGCGCCCAGCUCUGGAUGCGUGGCUGCCCGGGGCCGCGCAGGCGCUGCUGGACGCCGUGGGGGCCACGCUGGACGCGGUGAGGAGCCUCCUCACAGGGGCCGUGGACCGCCUGACCCGCCGGCUGCGCGGGAGGCCCUCAGCCGCGGGGCUCCGCCGGGAGGUGCACGCCUUGGCCGCCAUACCCUGGAGCCCUGAGCGGAUGGAGAGGAUCUAUGAAGAGGCCGCGCGGCGCCGGGCGCAGCUGGCGGUGCUGACCGCCCCGUUCGGCUUCCAGGGCGCGCGGAGCCUGGUGUUCGGGGUUCAGGGUGUGGCGCAGCAGCUCAUGGCCGACGCAGUGGCCACCUUCUUGCAGCUGGCUGACCAGUGUCUGACCUCGGCUCUGGAGCCUGACCAGGCUUUGGGGCAGCUGGAGAGAGUCAGGAGCCUUGUGCUGAAGAAGCUCUCCUGGGACAGCGAGCAGGCACGGUGGAGGUGCUCCCGGGACUGGCUCCUCGCCACCCUCCUGCCCUUCUCUCUGGGCCAGCUGGGCCAGGCCCAGGCCGGGCUGGGACGCCUGAGGACGGAGCUCAGCACCUGCAGGAUUUGUUGUUGGCACACAUCCCUCAUGACUCUUCCUCCAGCCCAUGAAUCCCCUCGGCUCACAGUCCAUUCUACAGAGGAGAAAACAGGCCAGGGUCCCCAGCUCCUCAGGGGAGUGCUGACCCCCUUGUGGGCUGCGGGAGUCCCACUCUGUCCUCCCCCACCCCCAUGUGUACAGGAGCUGCUGGAGGCGCAGGCUGUGGCCACGGAGGGGGACGCGGCCACCGGAGUCUAUGAGGAUGUGGUCCGGGAGGUCUUGCUGCAGAAGAUCGAUGAUGGUGGGCCCACCUGCCUGCACACUGUCCUCUGCCCAGCUUUCCUGAGGCCUCUCUGAAGGCCAGAGCAGUGGGGGAAAGCUGCAAAGGUCAUGUCCUGUAGUCUGGAACCCAGGCCUGGCCUCCCGCAUGGCCCUGUUGCAGCUACUGCUGGGCUCUCUAGGCUGCCUGGUGUGGCCGGCAGCUCCCAGCUUGGCGACAGAUGGCCCCUUGGGGCUGGACAUGGCCAGUCAGAACUGCCAGCUCCCCAGAGCCAGGAGCAAGGGCCAGACUGCCCUUGUCUGGGGUGACUUCUCUCGGAACAGCUGGUGUGUUUGGUUUUCAUGCGUUUAUUUGUAAAUUUAAUUUGUGCUGGUACCAGAGCUGUUUGAACUGAGGGCUUCCUGCCUGCUUGGCUGGUGCUCUACCACUUGAGCCUUACCCCCAGCCUGACUUUUUUAU
This is a messenger RNA of Dipodomys spectabilis (banner-tailed kangaroo rat), 2322 nucleotides long. RefSeq names its product niban apoptosis regulator 3 (gene Niban3). The record is from RefSeq and is a predicted model, not a curated record. NCBI's taxonomy places the organism in Eukaryota, Metazoa, Chordata, Mammalia, Rodentia, Heteromyidae. Bases 54 to 1940 code for a protein of 628 amino acids. The transcript is spliced from 13 exons.